This is a messenger RNA of Tauraco erythrolophus (red-crested turaco), 4018 nucleotides long. The record is from RefSeq and is a predicted model, not a curated record. Lineage: Eukaryota; Metazoa; Chordata; Aves; Musophagiformes; Musophagidae.
AUGACCUUCCUCAGAGCCUGUGACCUGAACACCGAUAUCCCUUCGAGUGAGUGCAGAAAGCACAAUUCUCCUCCUCCGAGAAGCCACCACGACUCCUUGUCAAAGCCAUAUAUAUUUGACCGUGUAUUCCAGUCAAACACAUCACAGGAACAAGUAUAUAAUGAUUGUGCUAAAAAGAUUGUCAAAGAUGUACUUGAGGGAUACAAUGGUACAAUAUUUGCUUAUGGGCAAACAUCGUCUGGAAAGACACACACUAUGGAAGGGAAGCUUCAUGACCCGGAUGGGAUGGGUAUUAUUCCAAGAAUAGUGCAAGAUAUUUUUAAUUAUAUUUACUCUAUGGAUGAGAAUCUUGAGUUUCAUAUAAAGGUGUCAUAUUUUGAAAUAUACUUGGAUAAAAUAAGGGACCUUUUGGAUGUUUCAAAGACCAAUCUUUCUGUUCAUGAGGACAAAAAUAGAGUUCCCUAUGUAAAGGGUUGCACAGAGCGUUUUGUAUGUAGUCCAGAAGAAGUUAUGGAUACUAUAGAUGAAGGAAAAUCAAACCGACAUGUAGCAGUAACAAAUAUGAAUGAACACAGCUCCCGAAGUCAUAGUAUUUUUCUUAUUAAUGUAAAACAAGAGAAUACUCAAACAGAACAGAAACUAAGUGGAAAACUUUACCUUGUGGACUUGGCAGGUAGUGAAAAGGUUAGUAAAACUGGAGCAGAAGGUGCUGUGCUGGAUGAGGCUAAGAACAUCAACAAGUCUUUGUCUGCUCUUGGAAACGUCAUCUCAGCUUUGGCUGAAAGCAGUACUUAUGUUCCAUAUCGUGAUAGCAAAAUGACCAGAAUCCUUCAAGAUUCACUAGGGGGUAAUUGCAGAACCACUAUUGUUAUUUGCUGUUCUCCAUCUUCAUACAAUGAAUCUGAAACUAAAUCUACUCUUCUGUUUGGCCAAAGAGCAAAGACCAUUAAGAACACAGUCUGCGUCAACGUGGAGCUCACUGCAGAGCAAUGGAAGAAAAAGUAUGAGAAGGAAAAAGAGAAAAACAAGACUCUGCGUAACACCAUACAGUGGCUGGAAAACGAACUCAACAGAUGGCGGAAUGGGGAAACUGUACCAGUUGAUGAACAGUUUGACAAGGAGAAGGCCAACUUGGAAGCUUUUGCAGUGGACAAGGAUGUUACUGUUAUUAAUGAUAAACCAGCUACCACAAUUGGAGUAACUGGCAAUUUCACUGAUGCUGAGAGAAGAAAAUGUGAGGAAGAAAUUGCUAAACUGUACAAACAACUGGAUGACAAGGAUGAAGAAAUUAAUCAGCAGAGCCAACUAGUAGAAAAAUUGAAAACACAAAUGUUGGAUCAGGAAGAGCUACUAGCAUCAACCAGACGGGACCAAGACAACCUGCAAGCAGAGUUGAAUCGCCUUCAGGCUGAAAAUGAUGCCUCUAAAGAGGAAGUGAAAGAGGUGCUACAAGCCCUUGAAGAAUUGGCUGUGAAUUAUGAUCAGAAGUCUCAGGAAGUAGAAGAUAAGGCGAAGGAAUACGAACUGCUUAGUGAUGAACUCAAUCAAAAAUCGGUCACUCUAGCCAGUAUAGAUGCGGAGCUUCAGAAACUCAAAGAAAUGACCAACCAUCAGAAGAAACGAGCAACAGAGAUGAUGGCCUCCUUACUAAAAGAUCUUGCAGAGAUAGGAAUCGCAGUGGGAAAUAACGAUGUCAAGCAGCCUGAGGGAACUGGCAUGAUAGAUGAAGAAUUCACCGUUGCAAGACUGUACAUUAGUAAAAUGAAAUCAGAAGUAAAAACAAUGGUGAAACGUUGCAAACAGUUAGAAGGCACACAAGCAGAAAGCAAUAAGAAAAUGGAAGAAAAUGAAAAGGAGUUGGCUGCCUGCCAGCUCCGUAUCUCACAGCAUGAAGCAAAGAUCAAGUCAUUGACUGAAUAUCUUCAGAAUGUGGAACAGAAAAAAAGGCAACUGGAAGAGUCUGUGGAUUCCCUUAAUGAAGAGUUAGUUCAACUCCGAGCACAGGAAAAAGUCCAUGAGAUGGAGAAAGAGCACUUAAAUAAGGUUCAAACUGCAAAUGAAGUCAAGCAAGCAGUGGAACAGCAAAUUCAGAGUCAUCGUGAGACACAUCAGAAACAAAUCAGUAGCCUAAGGGAUGAAGUCGAUGCAAAGGAGAAACUUAUCACUGAACUUCAAGACCAAAACCAGAAGAUGAUGCUUGAACAGGAACGUCUUAGAGUUGAGCAUGAGAAGUUGAAAGCAACUGAUCAGGAGAAAAGUAGAAAACUGCAUGAACUGACGGUUAUGCAGGACAGACGGGAACAAGCGAGGCAAGAUUUAAAGGGCUUGGAAGAGACUGUGGCAAAAGAACUUCAGACUCUUCACAAUCUUCGAAAGCUGUUUGUUCAAGAUCUGGCUACUAGAGUGAAAAAGAGUGCCGAGAUAGACUCGGAUGACACAGGAGGCAGUGCUGCUCAAAAACAGAAGAUUUCCUUCCUUGAGAAUAAUCUUGAACAGCUUACAAAGGUUCAUAAGCAGCUGGUACGUGAUAAUGCAGAUCUUCGCUGUGAACUUCCUAAACUGGAGAAGCGACUUAGAGCUACAGCUGAAAGAGUUAAAGCUUUGGAGUCUGCGCUGAAGGAAGCCAAAGAGAAUGCUUCUCGUGAUCGCAAACGGUAUCAGCAAGAAGUAGAUCGUAUAAAGGAAGCUGUAAGAUCCAAGAAUAUGGCCAGAAGAGGACAUUCUGCCCAGAUUGCUAAGCCUAUCCGUCCUGGCCAGCAUCCAGCAGCUUCUCCAACUCAUCCAAGUGCAAUUCGUGGUGGAGGUGCGUUCACUCAAAACAGCCAGCCAGUUGCACUGCGUGGAGGUGGAGGACGGCAAGACAAAGUUUGCUGAAAAGUAACUGCAGCGUGAGGAGGAGUGGAUAUCGUGUAGAGGAGCCAUUCCAUGACAAUAAUCUCUCCUUUUGGGGACUGUAGGAUUAUUUUUUGAAAAUGUAUAAAUUAUACCUGGCCUGUACAGCUCUUCCCCCUUCUACAAAUUCUGUUAACUGAUUCCCCCCAAAAAAAUAGAGUGCAAUUUUGGCGUCUUGAAAAAUGACAUGUUACUUAAAGUGUAGCUCUGCUCAUUACACAGUUUGUCUUUCAUGUCUGAAAUUUAGUCUGCACUGUGCCAAGCUGAAUGUACGUUGAGAAAAAUCUUAGUUCAAAUUUUCUAGCUUAAUUUGUGUACAUCUUAUUGUCUUAGGGAGUGUGCAACAGUGUUUAAGUACGCUUUCAUUUUUAUCACUUCACAUAACACUACAUGUCCCACUGAAUUAGAACGGCACUCUACAUUACAGUUUUCUUUUGGAAUGCUACCUAGAGCAUUGGAACUAAAUUUAUUUGUACAGUGUAAGAAUACUGAAGUGUGCUUACGACAACUGCCAUAAGGCACUGCGAUCGCUACACCACAGAACUAAAGAGUUCAGUAUGAACAAGGCUAUUUAACUGUUAUCUGAUUAAAUGCCCGUUUAUCGGGUGAUUUAGAAUUAAAUAUUGUACAGUAAUAAGAGUAAACCUAAGUUUACAAAAAAGACUUUGGCAAUGGAUUAUCCCAUCUGUCCUAUUCUUGAUUCUGCACACAGUACAGUCUGGUGGAGUGAAAAUAUUCUGCUUCAUUCUGAUAAGCCUGUCUAUCCAUUUGUAUCUGUGAUGGUUCACUUUUGCUAUUUUAUAAUAGUGAAAUGAGCGCAAUCUAAAGUUUAACUUGAUAUUCCACUACAUACACAGUACUGGAAUUUUUGGCUAAAAUUUUAACUUUCAAUUAAAAAAAAAUUUUCAGCAACUGGCCGAUGAAUUCAGAUACACUAAUAAAGGAUACAAAUUUUUAAAAUUGAUGUACCUGGAAAUCCCAGAGACAUGUUUAAAAUAAUAAUAAAGCGCUACCCUGAAUUGUAUUUGUAAUCCAUUUGUAAGUAGGUAUAUGAAAUGUCCAAAGUAGCAGUUGUUGAAUAUUUUUCUUCUCUUUGCAAUAAAGUCCUGUAAAGUGGCUGACAAAA